CGCGAUGAAAAUAAUAUUUCCGAGAGUAGAACUCUGAGUAAGCCUAUCAAAACCCUCUAUUAUCGUAUUAUGCAGGAUGCUUUUAUAAGGAACGAAACAGAUCCCAACUAUGGCGGGAGACGCAGACAAACCGCGCAAGACAAAUCGCUCCAAGUGGAACAUUUUAAUCGUAUGCCACAUCGUAUUCUCCAUCGUACUAGCCGCACUUGUGAUACAUCACUAUGUCAAGAACGAAUCCAGAUUCAAGGAGCUCGGGGAAAAGCUCGAGCGGUGCGAAACUAUCAGGGAUUUAGCCUCAGAAAUGACGGUGUCUGUCUCAACGUCAACGCCAAGGGUAGUCCAGGGUCUCAGCGCGAUGUUAAGAAGAAGUCCCCAAGAGAACGAAACGAGUGAGAUUAGCAGAACUACCACCAAAACAAAAAUCAAAGCGGGCUUUAUUGAGGCUCGGAAGGAAAACGCAACAGAGGUCGGACACGAGGGCUUUCUUCCUGAAACUGGUCCUGGAAUUCAGGCAAAUCACAUGCAAAAUAACAUUACUGCAGUGAACGAGAGUUCUCCUGAGAAACAUUUCAAAGGAUCAGAUGGAAAUUUGUCACGAGGAUGGUACAAAGGAAGCGAGGUUGAUCCAAGGUCCUGUUUAGAGCUGCUCAAGUCGAUCCUGGUAACGAGAGCCAAAAAAUCUGCACAGAUUUACGAGGGCCGCGAGGUCCACCGGGAAGUCGCGGGCCGCGAGGGUUCACGGGGACACCAGGAGAGCAAGGCAAACCCGGUGGCUCACAUGCAGUUGGUGGCCAGCAAGGCGAAGGAUGUUCUGGGACCAUGCUUGCCCCUCCACUUUUCCUAGAAACUCAACCCACGUACAUAUCACGUGAGGGCAUCUCCAAAAAAAUGACGUGCAAUACCACAGCUAAUCCGUCAGCUAAUAUAAAGUGGUUUCGCAAUGACGUCAUACUGACUGGCAGGCGAUAUCAAAUUUCACAGAGUGUCAUGGAGUCUCAAAGUAAGCGUAAAACCCAGGACUUUUUAGUUCCCCGGAAGAGAUUUGAUCUGGUAUACCAUACUAUUUUAAUUCAAGAAUUGCACAACCUUGGAGUAAAUGAGAUCUCAAUUAGAUGGAAUUAGGGGCCUUCCUAACCAACAGGUAAAGAUAGGAAGGUCAUUAUCUGAACCCGUGUAUCCUAGAUGUGGCAUUCCACAAGGUACGAAACCUAGCUCCCUUGUUGUUUGCCGUGUAAGUAAUCAAGUUAUAAAACAAGUAAACAACUUAUAAGAUCCUAUCGAGGAAUCUUUCCUGGAGUCACCAUAUUGAAUUUAUUGUCAAAAGGUGUAACGCAUCCUAGAGAAGGCAGGCGCCCCUAAGUCUGAUAUUGUUUUAGUUUAUUGUAGUUUUGUGAGGCGUAUCCUUCUUAUGCGUCUCCCGUCUGGGCUAAACUGCUAGAUUAUCUUUGCCAACUUGUAGAAAGUGUACAGAAAUCUGUUCUAGCAUUGGCUCGGCCCUCGAGGGUUGGCUCGGCCCUCGAGGGUUGGCUCGGCCCUCAAGGGUUGGCCCGGCCCUCGAGGGUUGGCUCGGCCCUCGAGGGUUGGCUCGGCCCUCGAGGGUUGGCUCGGCCCUCGAGGGUUGGCUCGGCCCUCAAGGGUUGGCUCGGCCCUCGAGGGUUGACCACGGGUAUGGGCCACGCUCUAAUGCUACUAGGAGUGAACCUCCCGUCCCUAGGACAGAACAACUUGGCAAUCUCGUAACUUAUUCCUGUAGACGACUGCACUUAUUCUUGUCUGUUUUUAUGUAUUUUGUUAAUCUUUAUUUAGUAUAAAUCUACUCACAUACUAUCACGAAUCCUGCAAUUUGAUUGGCUUCCGUACUCACUAUCUAUUGAGCAAUAGAUAGCGAGUAGCAAAAAAAACGGCGUUUUUCACAAAAACCACAUGAAUUAUUAUUAAAAUCGUCAGCUAUUCGAAGGUAGUAUGUAAGUGGAUUUAUACUAAAACAAUUAGACUACUCGUUCUCGUUUUCUAUGAGUCGGCGCUACGCGCCUCGUUGACUAUCUAUUGACUAAUUGACUAAUUGUUAAAUAAAAGUGUGGAGGAAGCCUCGAAAUAAAAUAAUUAAUUAAUUAAAUUAAUUUUAAGGAGGCUUCUUCACAAGCAGUAGCAAUCUCAAAAA
Messenger RNA from Nematostella vectensis (starlet sea anemone), 2161 nucleotides. RefSeq lists its product as uncharacterized. The transcript has 5 exons. Bases 110 to 844 code for a protein of 244 amino acids. NCBI's taxonomy places the organism in Eukaryota, Metazoa, Cnidaria, Anthozoa, Actiniaria, Edwardsiidae. The record is from RefSeq and is a predicted model, not a curated record.